Bactrocera tryoni is the source of this 4387-nucleotide messenger RNA. RefSeq names its product rap guanine nucleotide exchange factor 4 (gene Epac). Gene Ontology annotation, molecular function: guanyl-nucleotide exchange factor activity; cAMP binding. Gene Ontology annotation, cellular component: plasma membrane. Gene Ontology annotation, biological process: Ras protein signal transduction; spermatogenesis; positive regulation of GTPase activity. Lineage: Eukaryota; Metazoa; Arthropoda; Insecta; Diptera; Tephritidae. The transcript has 20 exons. The coding region runs from base 805 to 3333 and encodes 842 amino acids. The record is from RefSeq and is a predicted model, not a curated record.
CUGACAAUCAAGUUGGAACUUCCCACGGUUAAUCACUAUCUGAGCAAAAACAAAGAUUGAACAAAAGUGCCAAAUAGCAAUUCGGGAACUAAACAAAUUACAUUUACAAAAUACCGUUAUUGUAAAAACGUUUCUGAGGCAAACACAAAUUAAUGAUUCUCAAAUAAGCAACCUUACGCAAAUACCCCUGAACAAUUAAUAUCUUACUGGUACAUCCACCAACAGGCGCCAAUAAUUUCUAUAGUGAGUUUAUAACCUGUAAUACAAUAUAAGUAUGGUUUUCCGCUGCUUCAUAUGACUGCGUUGAAACUACUUUACGGCUCCAGGAGAUAAAAUGAAUAACACAUUUUCAGCAUUUACCAAAAUUUCUGAUGUUCCGCGAACGAUUGCAUACAUUUAAAAGGUGAUAUCAAUUAGGCAAAAACAUUGUCAGUUUAUCUGAACGUAUUGAAUAGCUUGACCGAACCUCGCUAAAACAAAUAAAGACAUAGUACUAACGACAAUAAUUACUGUAACAACUGGUAGGGUUAUACUCGUAACAUACCAAGAAUUUUUACUCACAAAGCUACGACUAGAAUGGAAGCAAUGGAAUUAGUAUCUCAUAAAAAGUAAUGUCAAAUGCUAGUUGUGGUAUACAAAAUAUAAUAACCGUGCUCAUCCCGAAUUGUAAUCACCAAAUGAAAACAUGAAGAUUUACAUAAUUUGAUCGUACGAGUUUACAAAUUUUCUAUCAUCCGAAAAGUAAUAUCAGAAACAAUAAUAUUGCUCAAUAGUGGAGACAAAUUUAUAUAAACGCCGCAAGUAAUGGCGAUGGAAUGGAUUACCGCGAUGGACAAACGUCCUUGUGAUCGCAAUUUACGCGAUGCUGAACUGAUAUCCUGUCGUCUGCGACGCGUGGAGCCACUGUGUCGUCUGCCCAGUUCGGCAUUGCAGCAGUUAGCUAUGUGCGGCUUCUAUGAGGAUUUAGAAAAGGGUGUGACAUUAUUUCGUGCUGGUGAACAGGGUCGUUUUUGGUACGCCGUUCUAGGUGGUUCACUUGAAGUUCGUUACCAUGCUUCAGAGACCGAUGCCAAAGCACCAGUAACUUUGUGUAAUCUUAGUGUGGGCGCUACAUUCGGGGAGUCCAUAUUACACGAACUACCAAGAGAUAGCACUGUUGUCACGAAAACCACUUGUGAGUUGCUUCGUGUGGAACAACAAGAUUUUCGACUUAUUUGGGAAAAAAAUAAAGAAUUGAUGAAUGACAUUAUUACAACUUGCAAAUUGAAAAAUGGGUUCGGUUCCGGAGUUUCACCAAUUGCUUCGUCUCCAACUAAGCGUCCUCUAAGUCCAGAUCAUCCGAAUCCGGCUUUACCUAUUUCAGAGUCUCCGAGUUCUACUAUGAGUCGAAUGGGAUGGGCCUUGCGUACACUUCUUAUUGCUGACGGUUCAAGUUGUCUCAAGGAUAGAAAAGUAGCUGGUAAAUUUAUUCGAAAAUGUGCACCAGGAACGGAAUUAGUGGAUUGGCUGUUGAAUUUGUCAUCUAUUGUUCACACUCGAGCCCAAGCUGCUGGCAUGUGGCAAGCGCUGCUUGAAGAAGGGGUGCUAUCCCAUGUGAAUAAAGAGCAACCCUUUAAGGAUAAAUGUUUUUUGUACCGUUUUCGUGUUGACGAAGAUGGCAGUGCUGGCAGCUACUCAACGACCGAGGAUACUAAUGCUGCUAAUGAAUAUGUUCGUGAGUCUCUGAGCACACUUUUCCAACGUGGACCAGAUGCAAUACUGCGAAUGAUUUUACGAAAGCCCUCACACGAACGAACUCCUGAAGAACUUGAACUGAUUUUUGAGGAGCUUUUACACAUAACGGCCCUUUCACAUUUGUCGACAAGUAUAAAGCGUGAACUCUCCUCCAUUAUCGUUUUUGAAUCGCAUGCAGAAGCUGGAACAAUACUAUUUAAUCAAGGUGAUGAAGGUCGUUCAUGGUAUAUAUUGCUCAAGGGAUCUGUGGACGUGGUAAUACAUGGGAAAGGUACCGUAGCUACUCUUAAGAAUGGUGAUGAUUUUGGUAAACUCGCAUUAAUAAACGAUGCUCCCAGAGCAGCAACAAUCGUCUUAAAGGAGAAUAAUUGUCAUCUUUUACGCGUUGAUAAGGAACAUUUCAAUCGUAUUCUGCGCGAUGUAGAGGCAAAUACGUUGAGACUUCAAGAACACGGCAAGGAUGUUUUAGUGCUCGAGCGUGUGGCUAAGCAAAGGGGCCAGCAUUCAGCAUUUAAGUAUACGGUAAUGUCGGGAACUCCAUCAAAGAUGUUGGAACAUUUAUUGGAAACACGGCUCGGAAAUCAAGUGAGCGGUUUGGAUCCCUUUUUGGACGAUUUUUUGCUUACACACAUAGUUUUCAUGCCUGUUGUGCAGCUAGUGGAUGAACUGGCCAAUUAUUUUCAUUGCGACUCGAACAAUGGUUCGCAAACCCCAGAGGAUCGGGAAUAUAUAAUUAACUUCAAGAAGCGCGUUGUACAGUUCAUGCAAAAAUGGGUGACGGCCGUGCGGCAUGCAGCAUUCGACGAACCAACCGUCUGUGAUUUUAUUGAGGACUUAGCAACUGAAAUAGAAGCUGAUCAAGAACUGAGUGAAGAAACUAGCAUUAUACAUAAUGUUCUUACACAAAUGACACGUUAUCAGGAGGAUCGUAAUCAAAACACUGGGCAAAAAUGGAAGCUACCACCAAAUGGACAACCCAUAUGUUUAUUUAGCGGAAAUGCUACACCUUCAAAAACUAUUAUUCGUCCCGAUGACGAUAUCAUAUUUCGAGUAUACUGUGCCGAUCACACAUACUGCACUUUAAGAUUUCCACUCCAUACUACCGCCGGGAUAAUAAAAGCCUGUGCUGCCGAUAAACUGCAAUUAAACCGAGGACCUGAAGAUCUAGUACUAAUCGAAGUAAAAUCGAACGGAGAGCGUUCACUCUAUAAAGAUAACGAUGUUAGUAUUCCCACUAGCCUCAGCCUGAAUGGUCGUCUUUUUGUCUCAGUGAAAGAUCACCUGGAUGCAUUGACACCACUCCCUGAACAAGAAGGACCAACUGAAGGCAUAGACAUUGAUUUGGAAAUAUUGAGCACGAAAGAAAUAGCGUACCAAAUGACACUUUUUGAUUGGGAUCUGUUUUGGGCAGUACAUGAGUAUGAACUUCUGUAUCAAACAUUUGGGAGACAUCACUUUGGCAAAAUAACCGCCAAUCUAGAUGUAUUUCUUCGUCGCUUUAAUGAAUUGCAAUUCUGGAUCGCAACGGAAAUAGUAACUACCAGCAGCAUGUGUAAACGUGUUGGAUUAUUAAGAAAGUUCAUCAAAUUAGCUGCCUAGCACUGGAAACUAUUAUUUCGGCUUCAGCUAACAAAUUUAACUUUGCGAAAUAAUGAACUAUUUCCUCGCUCGAAUUUUUUAUAGCUCAGAACUAGACGAGGCAGUGUUGCCAGGAAAUUAUAAAUAUUGUUAACUCCUGAAAACGAAUUACAAGCUAUUGGUAGAAAAAUUACUCUUAACAAUUCACCACUGGACGCUAUAAAUAUGUAUAUAUUUGUUCAAUCAAAUUAUUCGAUAUCGUUCCAAAUUUAUUUACGGCAAUACGGGUUUUGCUAACUUGUCGGCUGCUUAUAGAGCGCACAGUCAAUAAAGACUGGUACGAGUUGGCUCGGUAGGGCCGGCCCUGCGCUUUUUAUACUCUUACAAUAUUUUGCUAUGAAGUAUUGUUCACCUAUGUAUAGUAUAUCUAACUCGAUGAUCAAGAUGAUGAGACGAGUUCGAAUCCGAAUGACUGUCAGUCUGUCGUGCAAGAUGUAACUUGAGCAAAAAUUAAGAUAUCGUAAUGAAAAUUCGUCUUCGCGUUCCUUAGUUAAAAAGUACGAGUUUGUAGAUGGGCAUAAUCGGUCUACUGUCACACCCACAAAACGCCAUUAACCAAAAAUUUUCAAAGUUCCAAACCUAACCAAUAAAUAAGAACGCCGCUCACUCACCAUAUAACAGUACAGUUAAAAACUACCAAAAGUGUAGUAAACUAAUAACUAAAUAAGACAGAGACAUUAGCUUGGGACACAACCGACCGAUUUCAAAUAAAAUUAGUAGGUGAAAUUCUUUAUAAUGUCACCAUAUGACCAAAAAUUUCCCAAAUCCAACCAAAACUGUUCAAACCCCUAAUUACCGAAUAUGUGUACCACAGUAUCUAUAGUUGACUUUUGACCGAAAAUAUCGCUCUGAUAUCUGCAAAAUCACAGAAUGCUCGAUGCACAAUGGUUUAAGAUGUCAGCUGUUGGACUUUCUAUGUUGGAAAACUUAGAUGAUAAACCGCUAAGAAUGUAUCAAACGAAUGAUAAGAGAUAUUGAACAAAAACCCCUGUACUAGUGCUAAAUUGAUAUUGAA